AGUAAUCCUUCCUUUAUUCCUGCUAUAGAUAGCCUACCGAAAGCCAAGCGAUAGACAUGGCUGCCAGCACGACAACACUCUCCCUGUCCGCCCCCAUCUCACUCCCCUCCUUGCCUGCUCUGCAUCCUGUCCUGGCAUUCUACGCCAAGUACGCAAAAGACUUUCAAGAUCUCGCAAACACCCCCGCAGAAGCAUACUACACACGCGACGCCUAUAUAAAUCUGCCCCACGGGGCGUCCUUUACCGGGCGUGACCGCCUCUGGGCCUUUUACAAGCAGCUGUACGGGAUUUUCCGAGCCAAUCCAAUAGAGCAGUUUUAUACGCUCACAGUUGUGUCGGAUGCUGUAGGCACACACACUCUGCAUAUGGAAUACGUUAGAGGUUUGCACAGCCACGAUGGUUCCUCUAUUACGCGAGUUCCUCAGGUUUUUGUAUACGAAAUUGGCCCAGCCGCUGAGGGGGAGGGCACCGAUGGCCUGCAGAUUCGUGGACUUCGAUGCUAUUACGAUGUUGGCCUCAUGCGAGCGGCAGCCAAGGCUGAGGGUGUCGAGGUCAUAGAAUUUGAGAGCGCGUAGAGGCGUGAUGGGUGCAGAAAUUGGGUUAGUGCAACAAAGGAGCAAGAAGAAAAAGAACAAUGAGUAGAUAAAAUGUCGGUAGGGUAUUCUGGAGACCCUUAUGUAUGGUACAUAUUAGAUUUAUUACUUAACAGCGAUUGAUUGACUAAUUAGCAGUUAAAUAACGGCAGCUAAGCUUCUGAAAGGCCGCCUAGCUCGUUAAUCAUGACGAUGGUAGCAUGUUAAAAGCUAGUUAUAUAUGUACGGCUC
This is a messenger RNA of Trichoderma asperellum CBS 433.97, 824 nucleotides long. RefSeq lists its product as uncharacterized. Lineage: Eukaryota; Fungi; Ascomycota; Sordariomycetes; Hypocreales; Hypocreaceae. The record is from RefSeq and is a predicted model, not a curated record.